Molecule: messenger RNA, 1930 nt
Organism: Geodia barretti
Lineage: Eukaryota; Metazoa; Porifera; Demospongiae; Tetractinellida; Geodiidae
Source: the annotation of a GenBank genome assembly
AUGCUGACGGGAGGACCUGCAGCAACCCUGCAACAUCGUGUGCCGCUGAUAACGGAGGAUGUGAUCACAUGUGCUCAGAUGGAUCAUCAGGGGUUUUCCUGCUCUUGCAACAUUGGCUACAGACUUCAAUCUGAUGGAACAACCUGUAGAGAUAUUGAUGAGUGUCUUGAGCACAAUACAUGCAGCUAUGGCGGAUGCAGAAACAUCGACGGGAGCUACGAAUGCACAUGUGAGAGUGGAUACGAGAUGGACCCUGAGAGCAACAGAUGCAUCAAUGUAGAUGAGUGUGAAAGAGGCCUUGCCCUCUGUCAGGGAGAGGCCCAGUGCAGAGACACUGAUGGCGCAUAUGAGUGCGUGUGUGGAGAAGGUCUGAGGGUGUCCGAAGAUGGCCUUAGUUGUGACGAUAUCAACGAGUGCCGAAGUGGAUCAGUUUGCAGUCAUGGAUGUGUCAACACUCAUGGAUCCUACAGAUGUGUGUGCCCGCCUGGAUACACCUUAUCAACGGAGUCAGAGAGCACCUGUGUUGACAUUGAUGAGUGCCUGGAGGGAGGAUGUUUACAGAUCCAGGGUGCCACAUGUCAGAACACAGCCGGUUCCUUUGUGUGCCAAUGCAACCCAGGCUACAGGCUCUCUAGUGAUCUCAGCACCUGCCAAGAUAUCAACGAGUGCUCUGAAAGGAGGCACAACUGUUGGUCAGGCUGCUCCAAUACCGAUGGCUCGUUCGUCUGCACAUGUCCGGACGGCUACAUGCUUACUUCUGAUGGCCGUACCUGCAAGUGUGGGGGUGUGUUCACUGACGCUAGUGGAAGUUUCUCGACCCCCUAUUGGCCGGUUCGAUACCCUAAUGAAAACUUUGAGUGCGAGUGGAUGGUCAGCCUCCCAAAUCCCGAGGCCACCAUUCUGUUCACCAUCGAUGACACUGCCUACGGAAUAAACGGACGCAGUCCCUGCCCCACAGACUAUGUCCAAUUCUUUGACGGCAUGGGCAAUGAUGCUACCUCCAUGGACAAACUGUGCAAGUUUGACCGACCGUCAGAUCCACUCGUGACAUCCACAUCCGAAGGGAAAGUGAUAUUCAGGGGAUCACGACAGAGCACUCGUCCCGUCAGUCGAGUCGGUGUAAUGGUCCACUAUACCACUGUGAUGCCAAUAACAGCUCCCCCUCCAACAACCACUGGAUCUACUAACCCUCCAACAACAAAUCCCACAACAGAAGCAAUAACCACUCCACCUCCUGUCAAUGAAUGCCUCAUUAGGAACGGCGGCUGCCAACACGAAUGUAUUGACACACCAACUUCGCACUACUGCUCCUGCAGACCUGGGUACUCACUGGACAGUGACCACAGGACAUGUAACAUCGACUGUGGAGGAGAACUGACUGGACCAUCAGGAAGCUUCCAGACUCCUGACUGGCCUGAGCGCUACCCACAAGCAAACUUCAGAUGCGUCUGGAAGAUAACCCGCCUGGACUCCUCACGGUUGAUCAGGUUUACCGUCGACAGUAAUCACUUUGGGAUCAAUGGCCGCAAUCCUUGCACAGACUAUCUUCAGUUCUUCGGGGGUUCUAGUCAGUCGAACCCAGUUGGAAACAAGUUGUGCUUCUUACGUCCGCCCACAGACCCAAUAGAGAUCACGAGCACAGAGGCAACCAUCGAGUUCACCGGUUCAUAUAACAAAAACCGGCCAGCGAGUCGGGUCGGAGUCAAGGUCUACUAUGAGAUUGUGUAAUGUUUUCAUGUGAAUUCACUCAGCUACACAUCACAGUAUAAUUGUGCUUUCUGUGUAAAGUGUUUGUUAGUCUUUAUGUCAAAAUCUUCUGCACAUCACUCCAUUCGUGUAUAUUUGAAAUUAAUCAUUUUUAUAACAUUAUACAGCAUAUCAUGUAAAAAUGUGUAUGGGAUUAUAAUCUACAUCUGCUGAAUACGAUACA